Miscanthus lutarioriparius is the source of this 909-nucleotide messenger RNA. The record is from the annotation of a GenBank genome assembly. NCBI's taxonomy places the organism in Eukaryota, Viridiplantae, Streptophyta, Magnoliopsida, Poales, Poaceae.
AUGGAUUCCCGCGGAUUCGAUUCCGCCGGCCGCAUCUUCUCCAACGCCACCGAGAUGUGGGCAGAAGAGAUCGGCUCCACCGCAGCGGAAGCCGAAGCCGCCCCGGCCCCCCCCACUGCCACCGAAGGCAGCGGUGGCGCCAGCGAGGAAGGGGCCGGAGACGGGAAGCGCAAGGAGUGGUACUCCAAGGCUAUCGCCUACUGGCAAGGCGUGGAGGCGUCGACCGAGGGGGUCCUGGGAGGUUAUGGGUGUGUGAACGACGUGGAUGUCAAGGGCAGUGACGCCUUCAUCCGCCCUCUCCUCGCAGACCGGUUCGGCACCGCGAAGCGUCAUCUGGUUGCGCUUGAUUGUGGCUCGGGUAUUGGACGUGUCACAAAGAAUUUUCUUCUUAGGCAUUUCCACGAGGUAGAUCUUUUGGAGCCAGUAUCUCAUUUUCUUGAAGCAGCACGGGAAAAUCUUACUGGAUAUAUGGAUCAAGGAGAAGACUCACACAAGGCUGCCAACUUUUACUGUGUGCCUCUUCAGGACUUCACUCCUGAGGAAGGAAGAUAUGAUGUGAUUUGGAUUCAGUGGUGCAUAGGACAACUUCCUGAUGAUGAUUUCAUUUCAUUUUUUAAUCGUGCAAAGGUUGGGCUCAAACCUGAUGGUUUCUUUGUUCUGAAAGAGAACAUUGCAAGAAAUGGUUUUGUGUUAGACAAGGUGGAUAACAGUGUCACUAGAUCGGACCCAUACUUUAGGGAGCUAUUUAAAAGGUGUGGAUUAUAUAUCCUCAGUGUUAAGGACCAAAAGGAGCUCCCGGAGGAACUAUUUGCUGUCAAAAUGUAUGCACUGGUGACCAGUCAACCGAAAAUCCAGAAAAGUGGAAAGAGAAGGCGGCCUAAAAAUUCACCUCGUAUGAUCCGCUCUUGA